GCCAAGUUUAUUCAACCCAGUAAAAGAACAAUAUAAAAAGAAACCCAAAUAAAAUGAAGCAGUGCCAGUGAAAGAAAGAGUUUUCCUUCAAAAAAGUGAAAAAGUCCACCAAGACUUUGUUGUUCUGUUCUAUAGUGGCCUUUUCUUGGGCCCGUUUUAAUAUUCAAACAACAAUACUGCGAAUGUUUUAACUUUCAAUUCAGGUGCCAAAAACGAAAACAAUUCGACUCGUUUCGCUGUUUCGUUAAAAAGACAAUCGAUCUUCAUCAAGUACCAAGUGACUGGGUUAUUCCAGAGGUGGCUCAUGAGACCCAUAAGGCUUCCUGAACUGCCCAUAGGACGGAGGAGCGCGGCGGAGGUGUUCGAAGCCGGGAUUUAUGGGAUAAUCAAACGGGUUGUUGUGAUUGGAAAUGGCUUCUCGGGAGCUGAGAAUCAAUGCAUCGGUUUGGUUCGGGCUUUAGGCCUCUCGGGUUGUCAUACUUUAUAUCGUGUUACAAGGCCAAGAGGAGGAAUCAAUAAGUGGCUACAUUGGCUUCCGGUUUCUCUUCAUAAAAAAUUGGAUUAUGUUAUGAGGCAAAUUUGCAUCUAUUCAGGAGUUCAAGUGGAAGCUGGAUGGAGUAAAGUGGUUCCUUUUACAAUUGAAAAAACUGGGUUGUCCAGUGUAAUAGAAGCUGAUGCAAAACAAAUUGCAAUGAUGGCACGGGAUACAUUUGAGAAGGAGGGCCCUCUGUUGGUCAUCGCGUCUGGUCGGGAUACAAUCUCUGUUGCGAGCUCCAUUAAACGGUUAGCCACAGAAAAUGUUUUUCUUGUUCAGAUACAACAUCCACGGUCACGGCUGAAUAGGUUUGAUUUAGUGAUUACUCCUCAGCAUGAUUAUUAUCCAUUGACUCCUCAUGGACAGAGACAAAUUCCUUGGUUUCUCCGGAGGUGGAUAACUCCUCGCAGACCUCCUGAUAGACAUAUGGUUCUCACUGUGGGAGCUCUUCAUCUGGCUGAUUCUGCUGCAUUAAGAAGUGCUGCUUCAGUCUGGCAUGAUGAACUGGCUCCGCUUGCAAGGCCCUUGCUUGUUGUCAACAUUGGAGGGCCAACAAGCAGCUGUCAAUAUGGUGCGGAUCUUGCAAAGCAGUUAAUAGCUAUGCUGCAGAAUGUUCUAUGGAGUUGCGGCAGCGUCAGGAUAUCUUUCUCGAGAAGGACUCCUGAGAAGGUAUCAAAAAUCUUAUUGAAGGAGGUUAGUUCUAAUCCAAAGGUUUACAUUUGGGAUGGUGAAGGUCCUAAUCCACACAUGGGACAUCUGGCUUGGGCUGAUGCUUUUGUUAUCACAGCAGACUCGGUAAGCAUGUUGAGUGAGGCUUCCACUACAGGAAAACCAGUCUAUGUUAUAGGAGCUGAGAGAUGUACAUGGAAGUUUGCUGACUUCCAAAAGUCUCUGCGGGAACGAGGAGCAGUUCGUCCUUUCACUGGCAAAGAGGAUAUAUCUGAGAGCUGGAGCUAUCCACCGUUAAAUGACACAGCAGAGGCCGCUAGCCAGGUGAUGAAGGCACUUGCUGAUCGAGGAUGGACAAUAGACGCAUAAUCUGCUUUCAGUGCUUGAUUUUUAUCCAAGCUUUUGCAAUUGCUUCCACCUUUGAACAGAGUUUAAUCCAGUCCGUACCAACUGAUUGAUCUUCUUUUGCACACAUGUCCAAGUGAAGACAUAUCAGAAAAGUUUUUACUGUAGUUCUUUUUCUUUCACAAUUAAUUUUGUCACACCUUGCUUCUUGUUCACACCACAAAAAUUUUGAGAGUGUAAGGUAAAAGAGACAUGAAUUCUACUUUGUUCAUUAUAUUUUGAUCCAAAGGCAAAUGGAUAAAAGAAACACACUUCUGUUCCGCUCUA
Molecule: messenger RNA, 1876 nt
Organism: Gossypium arboreum
Lineage: Eukaryota; Viridiplantae; Streptophyta; Magnoliopsida; Malvales; Malvaceae
Product: mitochondrial fission protein ELM1-like
Exons: 11
Coding region: 305-1573 (422 amino acids)
Biological process (GO): mitochondrial fission
Cellular component (GO): mitochondrial outer membrane
Source: RefSeq, a predicted model, not a curated record